Messenger RNA from Miscanthus lutarioriparius, 663 nucleotides. The record is from the annotation of a GenBank genome assembly. Lineage: Eukaryota; Viridiplantae; Streptophyta; Magnoliopsida; Poales; Poaceae.
AUGCUGCCUAGCCCAUCCCUUCCUCUCCUCUGCCAUACACUCACUUUCCUCAGCGAUGGUGUGGAUGCGGCCCUAGCACAGGUGGCGUCAACGGCGCUGGAUGUAGCCUUAGUGCGGUCAGCGGCAACGGUGCUGGAUGCAGCACCAGAUCAUGCGGCGGCAGUGGCACUUAAUGCGGCACCGGUGCGGGUGGCGGCGAUGGCGCUAGAUGCGGCACCAGCACAGGCCCAAGGAGGAUCUCAUCCCUGUUGCUGCCCUUCUGCGGGUUGCCGGAGGCCGGAGCUCGAGUGCUCGACCGCACGCACAUUGGUCGUCGGGGAGUUCAAGCUGUGGAUGCAUCUUCGUCACUGCAGACUGCACCGAGCACCAUCCACUCUCUCCAAACGAACAUAUGCUUGCAGAGAAGGAAAGAGAACCAGAAGAAGCACUAAAGUAGAAGCUCAGUUUGAGGCAACACUCCAAGCAGAAAGAGAGGAAGCUGCUAGGAAGCACGAACAGUCAGAAGCACAGAUUCUUGCUCAACAGGCCUCACUUGAAGCAAACCAAGCAGCACUUGAAGAAAACCAAAAUUUGUUACGCCAGACCCAAGAGGAAGUGAGGGGGAUGCAUACCAAGUUUGAAGAGACUAAUGCACUGCUACGAGCUAUGCUAAAACUUUAUUAA